Scomber japonicus (chub mackerel) is the source of this 1597-nucleotide messenger RNA. RefSeq names its product myocyte enhancer factor 2b (gene mef2b). The transcript has 9 exons. Gene Ontology annotation, biological process: positive regulation of transcription by RNA polymerase II. The record is from RefSeq and is a predicted model, not a curated record. Gene Ontology annotation, molecular function: RNA polymerase II cis-regulatory region sequence-specific DNA binding; DNA-binding transcription factor activity, RNA polymerase II-specific; protein dimerization activity. The coding region runs from base 229 to 1494 and encodes 421 amino acids. NCBI's taxonomy places the organism in Eukaryota, Metazoa, Chordata, Actinopteri, Scombriformes, Scombridae.
AGCCAGCUGUUGGAAAGCAACGCUCCUAAACCAUCCGCUACUACUGCAUCAGGUGAAUGUCUCCACAUCAACACAAAGAGCAGAACACGAGACAAGACUUCUCCUGCACAUGUCUAUGAUUUGCAACUGGUCCUCUCUCAUUGGUCUUGAUCGAGCGGCUGCAACUCAGAGGUGAACGGAGAAAACCAGAUCGAGUAACAGGUGUCAGAGUGUCAAACGGCAGAGAAGAUGGGAAGAAAGAAAAUACAGAUUUCUCGUAUUCUGGACCAGAGAAAUAGACAGGUGACUUUCACCAAGCGCAAGUUUGGUCUGAUGAAGAAAGCGUACGAGCUGAGCGUGCUGUGUGACUGUGAGAUCGCCCUCAUCAUCUUCAACAGCACCAACCGUCUGUUCCAGUACGCCAGCACAGACAUGGACAAAGUGUUGCUAAAAUACACAGAGUACAGCGAGCCGCACGAGAGUCGCACCAACACGGACAUACUGGAGACUCUGCGGAGGAAAGGCCUCGGUCUCGACGGCUCAGAGCUUGACAGUGAAGAAAGCAUGCAGGUGGCCCCAGACAAAUAUCCUCUCAGUGAGGGAAUGGAUCUCUCUGUGGCUCGCCAGCGCCUUUAUGCUCCAUCCCUGCUUUCACCGGAGGCCCCGUUCCUGGUGUCUGCAGGCUGUGAGAACGGCUUUGCCAACUCCUCCGCAUCCAGCAUGGCUUCCCACAGACCCCCAGGCUUUAAAACUCUGAGCUCCAGACCCGGCUCUGCCAGCCCUUCUGGACCACACACUCACAGCGCCUUCAUGUCUCCACACUCAGGCAUCGGCUACUCUGUGUUCUCCCACGGCAACCUGAAUCGAGCUCUUGACAUUAAAAGCCCGCCUCCUCUGAACCUGGGCAGUGAGAACCUCCGUGGAGAGGCUGCUAACCAGGGCAUGGGUACCACACGUGCUAACCACAACUCUGCUAGAGGUCUCUUGUACCAGGGUCUGCACAGUGGCAGCUCCAUGGUAGCUAUGGGCAAGGCAGGGCUGCUGGGCCACACUUUGGGUGGCUACGGCCUCCCCUCCCCUGGGGCAUCUGAUUACAGCCAACCUGGUUUUUAUCACUCUGUUAGUCUACAACGAGGAGCAAUGAAUCCCUGGCAACCAGUGCAGCCACCUCAGGAGCCACAUGGGCCUCAUAUAAGCCCAGGGAUGUCCAGUGGAGGGUGCUCCUUCCCCUCUCAGUCUUGCUCCUCAUCAUCUCCACAUCCUUCCUCCCUCAACCUGCACAUCAAAUCAGAGCGUAGCUCUCCUGAGCACAUGUCCUCGCCCACCUCCCCUCCUCUACACCACCUCAGGCAGCAUUCUCCAAUGAGCAACCCCGAUUCGGCUCGCCAUACCCCUCCUGAAUCCCAUCCAACCAAUGAGACGAAGGAGUUUGCCAAAGCUGGAUACCCACAAGAUGAGGAGGAAGGAGGGCAGGCGCUCAGGCAGUUAGAGAUAAGUGACGGGUGGCAUAGAUAGCUGGCUACUGCAGUCUACCACCAUCUCCCAUUCAAUCAGCUAUCUUCUAUCAAAACCAGCGCUCUCUUACACACACAAACACACACGCGCACACACACCUAGA